CAGAAUAUACCUACCUUGAUCUAAUCUACGCACACCAGUUUCAACUGCGUGAUAUGGUACCUUUUUGGCCUACUGGAAGCGUGCAUUAGCAGUCAUGCGGUUGCCCACCGAGUUGAUUCUCAUGAUAGCAGAGCAGACGGCAGAAAGGGACUUGAGCGCUCUAGCCCGCGUGAGUCGAGAGUUCCACGCUAUCCUCGUCGACCACCUUUAUCAGAUCAAUAUCAGGCGGCACGACGGAGCAGGAAUAUGCCAGGCAGCCAUUUUUGGAAGCUUGCCGGCAGUUAAACGAUUCUUGACUAUGGGUAUCGACGUGCGGCAGGGAUAUGCGCCCACGUCCACGUCUCGCUAUAACGAGUUCCUGGGAGGAAACCUGGAGCACCCAUUGCUCCACGCGACUCAGCAUGGACAUGUUGAAUUAGUUCAGUACUUGCUCGAGGAAGGCUCAGAUCCCGAUGUGCGCGCCGGAAACAGACUAACACCACUCCUUAUUGCUUCGAGGACCGGAUCCCUCUCGAUUGUCCGAGCGCUGAAGGAAGCAGGCGGCGACGGCAGAUUACACGCGGUGGGUGAUCCGAAUUUCCUCGAGAUGUUUCAAAGAACUCCUAUCAGAGAAGCCGCGUAUGGGGGACAUUUGAAUGUGGUGAAAUACCUCUUUUCCGUUUCCGAAACAGGAGAAACCCGCUCCCUUGCAUCUGAAUGCUUUCCUGAAGCGGCUGCAUCGGGGAACAUGGAGCUAGUCUUAUACCUCCUCGAGAAAGGCUCAGAGGUCAACCACCGGGGUUGGGUAUUCGAAGGACCACAUGCUCGCGACUGGGGUAGCGCUCUAUCGUUUGCAGUCAAGUAUAACCAUCCAGAUAUGGUGCGACUACUGCUUAAGAACAACGCUCGUAUCGAGUCAGCAAUUGGAUCUGGUACCGCUCGCGUUGGAACAACCCUUUUCAGGCUGGCGGUCCGCUUGGGAUUUGGUGAGGUGCUCAAGGUACUACUAGAUCAUGAUUUCCCGGAGGAACAUGUCCCCGACCUUGAUGACCUGUUACACUGCGCGAUCUUUAACGGCCAAACGACAAUUGUUGAGGGCCUCUUGACUAGGCUACACGAUGACACGGGCACCCUCUACUUUGCUAUGGAAGAUGCUAUAAAUUUUGGCCAUGCCGACAUCGUUGAGCUAUUGCUCAAGAAGGGCUUCAACACAGACGAAGCAAUGCUCAUGGCGGUUGUCGAUGGUCGAAAGAAGAUUGUGGAAUGACUUUUGAGACGUGGAAUUGACCCGAAUUCUCCCACUGCACCCAGAAGCCCUC
Molecule: messenger RNA, 1298 nt
Organism: Aspergillus calidoustus
Lineage: Eukaryota; Fungi; Ascomycota; Eurotiomycetes; Eurotiales; Aspergillaceae
Source: the annotation of a GenBank genome assembly